AUGGACCUGAAAAAUACCGACAUUCACCCAGUUGCGACCAUAUCAAGCAACAUCGACAGAAUGCAGCCGGAAGCUCAUCAGGUUGAUUUGCAGGCAGUAGCUUCUCAUCCAAUAUCAAUUGGUGAAGUAGGUACUCAACUAAGCUCAGACCAAAAGUUUAUUAUUUUGAGAAGAUUGGGCUUAGAAGGAUUGGAGUCUUUGGAAGACUUGCCGCUAUCGGCUACUUUUAUGAUUGAAAAAGUUGAACAGCUUUCGGAAGAUGAAGCAGUGGAAAUCUUAACAGAAGCUCUUGAAACGUACGACCAAGACUCGAACUUUCCUUCCGAUGUAUAUGAGUUGAUUGAAACCCUUGUUAGUAAGGCUCCAACUAGUAAAACUGCUGAAAAGUUAGAUGCUUUAUUUACUAAAGGUCAUAGUGUUGUUGAGGAGACUGCUUUCAGUGACUCUGACAGUUCGUUGGAGGCCAAUAAGGUGGACUUGGUUCAUGUAUUUGACUUGUCAUUCCAACUCAAGUUAGAAGCCUCUUUGAUUGCUUACCACUCACCUUAUCCUGAAGUCAGGGCCGUCUGUGAAAGUUAUGAUGACCCUACCUUAUACUGUGAAACCCCAAGGGUUUACUUAUUGGGACUUAUUUGGACAGCCAUUGGGUCGUUCAUCAACACAUUUUUCCACAACAGACAACCUGCUAUCGUAUUGAGUGCUUCCGUUGUGCAAAUCUUCCUCUACCCAAGCGGAAUAUUGUUAGCAGCCAUUGUGCCCAAAUGGAAAUUCAAGAUUUGGAGAUAUACUUUUGACUUGAAUCCCGGUCCUUGGAACUAUAAGGAACAAAUGCUUGCCACUAUCUUUUAUUCUGUAUCUGGAGGCACUCCUUACGUAGUUGAUAACAUCAAUGUCCAGAAGAUGGAAAUGUUCUACAACAAUCAGUGGGCUAACUUUGGAUACCAAAUCUUAUUAAUGCUUUCCACCAAUUUUUUGGGUUUUGGUUUUGCUGGGAUCAUGAGACGAUUUGCCGUGUAUCCCACCAAGAGUAUCUGGCCCACUGUGUUGCCCACUUGUGCUUUAAACGCUGCCCUUUGUCGUCCCGAAAAAAAGGAAAAUAUCAACGGCUGGACCAUUUCAAGAUACUACUUUUUUUUGGCAGCAUUUUCUUUCCUGUUUGUGUAUUAUUGGCUUCCAGAAUACCUCAUGCAGUUUUUAUCUACGUUCAACUGGAUUACAUGGAUUAAACCAACCAAUCAAACGCUUGCAGAAAUAACUGGCUCUGUGGGAGGAUUAGGAUUUAACCCAUUUCCUACCUUUGACUGGAAUAUUCUUGAUUACAACGCUGCCUUAACCUGGCCCUUCUAUGCUCAAGUCAAUAACUACUCUGGAAGUGUUUUGGCAUUUUUCUGUAUUUGUGGAGUGUACUAUAGUAACCAUUUGUGGACGGGGUACAUACCCAUCAACUCCAAUGGACUCUUCACUAACAAAGGGGUUUCUUACGAUGUUAAACAGAUUGUCAACUCCAACAGUCUCUUCGAUAAGGAGAAGUACGAGGAAAUUGGACCUCCAUACUAUAGUGCCGCCAACCUUGUACUCUACGGUGCUUUUGAUGCCCUUUAUCCAUUUGCCAUCCUCUAUGAGUGUAUUCUCAACCACAAGCAAAUGUGGCACUCCCUUAAGGGUUUGGCAGGGGUUCUUAAGAACUUCCGUAAGUCUACCUAUGAUGGUUUCCAUGAUCCUCACACCCAGAUGAUGAGGCAAUAUAAGGAAGUACCUGAAUGGGUGUUCACAUGUGUGUUGGUAAUCUCCCUAGUAUUGGCCAUUAUCUGUGUGGAAGUAUACCCAGCCGAAACCCCUGUCUGGGGUAUUUUCUUUGCCCUCGCUAUCAACUUUGUGUUCUUGAUUCCCCUUACGGCCAUCUACUCCACCACUGGUUUCCAGUUUGGUCUCAAUGUGUUGGUCGAAUUAAUUAUUGGAUAUGCCCUUCCCGGUAAUGCUUUGGCACUUAACUUCAUCAAGGCCUUCGGGUUCAACAUCAAUGGCCAAGCUCAGAACUACAUUAGUGACCAGAAGAUGGCCCAUUAUAUUAAGAUUCCUCCCAGGGCCUUGUUCAGAUGCCAGGUUCUUUCGGUGAUAUUGUGUUCAUUUGUGUCGUUGGCAGUGGUUAACUUCCAACUCAAUCACAUUGAGAACUACUGUAGCCCUUCCCAAGCCCAAAGAUUCACCUGUCCCAACUCCAGAACCUUUUACAGUGCAUCGGUGUUAUGGGGAGUGAUUGGACCUAAGAAGGUAUUUGGAGGACUUUACCCGAUUUUACAAUGGUGCUUUUUGAUUGGGGCUUUGUUACCAUUUCCAUGUCUUGCUUUCAAGAAAUGGGGUCCCAGGACCGUCAGAAAGUACUUUCAACCAACUCUUAUCAUUGGAGGUUUCAUGAACUUUGCUCCAUACAAUUUGAGUUACUUUACCAGUGGAGUGUACCUCUCCUUUGCCUUCAUGUACUAUAUCAAAAAGCAUUACCUUUCAUGGUGGGAAAAGUACACCUAUAUUCUUACUGCCGGUUUGAGUGCUGGCGUGGCGUUUUCAUCAAUUAUCAUCUUUUUUGCGGUGCAAUAUCAUGAUAAAUCGAUCAGCUGGUGGGGGAACAAUGUUAUGUACGCAGGAUAUGAUGAACUCAUCACCUCUGUUGGCCGGUUAAAUGCCACAGUUUCGGCUCCAGAUGGAUACUUUGGUCUCAGAAAGGGUCAUUACCCAUAG
Molecule: messenger RNA, 2736 nt
Organism: Yamadazyma tenuis ATCC 10573
Lineage: Eukaryota; Fungi; Ascomycota; Pichiomycetes; Serinales; Debaryomycetaceae
Biological process (GO): transmembrane transport
Cellular component (GO): plasma membrane
Molecular function (GO): oligopeptide transmembrane transporter activity
Source: RefSeq, a predicted model, not a curated record